Haliotis rubra (blacklip abalone) is the source of this 1521-nucleotide messenger RNA. Its product is annotated as sulfotransferase 1B1-like. NCBI's taxonomy places the organism in Eukaryota, Metazoa, Mollusca, Gastropoda, Lepetellida, Haliotidae. Gene Ontology annotation, biological process: sulfation. Gene Ontology annotation, molecular function: sulfotransferase activity. The record is from RefSeq and is a predicted model, not a curated record. The coding region runs from base 259 to 1179 and encodes 306 amino acids. The transcript is spliced from 6 exons. Gene Ontology annotation, cellular component: cytoplasm.
CAUAAUCAGCCUUGAUAAGAGCGUGUCAGGUUGACUGAAAUAGCUGUGAGACACCCUCCUGUGGAUCUAGCAUAAACAUCCUCGCGUAGAGCAGUCCUUGCCCUGCUCCUCUAGAAUCAACACUUACACAGUCGACAGGAACAGUGUUGCUUAUUAACAGGGAACAGGAACUUUGGUUGGGACGAUUCCUUCUUCAGGAUAGUAGCAAAGUCACUGAAGAAAGUCAGUAACAAGCGUUGAUCAAACAUACUGAUCAAUAUGGAAGGUCAGCGAACUCCCGAGAUUCUGGACUACCGGAAUGAAAAUGGUCAUGGAUGGUCCUUCUACAAAAAUGACGGCGUCCUCCGGACGAUUGCCACUACCCCUGAGGAUGACAUGGAAAUGAUCCGAAAAGUUCAGAAAUUUGAAUUUAGGGACGAUGACGUGGUGAUAGUGGCAUAUGCAAAAUGUGGUACUCACUGGUUGUGGGAAAUCGUCACUAUGCUCAGGGCAGGUCACUCUGAGUACAACAAAAAGACAAAGAGGGUCGCCAUGUUGGGGCCGGGGAAGAUAGAGGAGGUUGAUGAACUCCCAUCCCCGAGAGUUCUAAACUCACAUCUAAAUUUCCGUCAUCUGCCACAGAAGAUGGUGGAGAAAAGGAUAAAAACAAUUUUCAUCAUGCGAAAUCCCAAAGAUGUGAGCGUAUCUACUUAUUUCAUGCUCAACGGAGUAAAUAACAUCAAGUAUAGUUUUGAGGGGACGUGUUCAGAAUAUCUGGAUCUGUUCUUAGAAGGAAAAGCUUUUGGUGGAUCUUAUGCUGACUACGUGAAGGAUUGGCUGCAAGUGAAACAGGAUCACCCUGAUUUGCCAGUCUUGACAUUGUUUUAUGAAAACUUGAAAAAGGAUCCUGUCAAGAACAUCAAAACGGUUGCCGACUUCAUUGGAUUGUCUGUCAGUGAUGAACUGUGUGAGCAAAUAGCAGAAGCGUGCAGCUUUAAGAAGAUGAGAACGGCAGACGCAGAGCUGAAGGAGCAGGUAUUUAAUGUGUCCGACUUCUGGAAGAAAGGUCAACAAGUAGUCUAUAGGAAAGGUGAAAUUGGGGACUGGAAAAACUGGAUAACAGUCUCUGAAAACGAGAGAUUUGAUGAUGUCAUAGAGAGAGCCUUUGAAGGCACAGGAAUUGUUUUCAAGUAUGAUUAGACAACGGAAGUCACACCAUGCCAAAGCUUCCCUUGACCAAAACCGAUGUCGACCUGGCUGCUCUUUCGAGGGACGUGUGCGACAGGUUUCUGCUGUUCAGCGAGGUGAUGACGACAAGGAGCUCGUCUUCUCAACAGAUGAACACCGUUCAAUUCGUACAAGUGUUUCCAUGACUUUCAAACUUCACAAUAGUUAAUCAAAAUGAAGUAUCAUAAUUACACAUUCUUCUGUAUAAAUAUUUAAUGAACUGUUUCUUCUGUGUAAAUAAAAUAUAUUGAUAAUCUACUUAAUUAUUUCAGUAUCUAUGCUCUUUAAUGAAUACAAUAUAUGUUCUUUAACGAA